AUGGCUUCGACCUCGUCUAUGAAUGGGCAUGUGAAUGGCGAUGCUCAUUACACGCCAGAAGAUUCGUUCGAGCGACCCAGCACUGAUAUUUGGGGCAGCCAUAACGCCAAUAUUCUAGACCACCUCUACCAUGCAGGCUUCCAGACGGGCAACUAUUCAGACACCUUGCUGCAUGUCCACCAACCAACGGGUCAUCCCGUCGCAUUUCGUCUCCACGCGAUUAUACUCUCUCGCGCACCAUAUCUUGCCCACCUGAUGUCAACGUCGCAACAAGGGCUCAACGAACGCGUUUUAUACGUUCAACUGCCGCCAGAGGUUACCCACGAGGGCUUUUCGAUUGCUCUCGGUUAUCUGUACUCCGCCACUUCAGCCGGUCUGGUACACGAAAAAAACUGCCGAGCGGUUCUUGCAUCUGCUCUACUAUUGGGGGGAAUGGAUGACCUCUCCACUUACGCUUACGAGACUUGUCGACGCUCGAUUUCUGUAGACACUAUUGACGACUGGCUGCGUUUUAUGGACGCAAUUGCACCUCCUUCGGAUGGUUCUUCCACUCCCAAUCCGGCACUGUCGGUCCUUGGUCCAUAUGCUGAACGACUGCGAAAUGAUGUCUUCACCUUCCUUGUUGUUACUCUACCUCAAAGCUUGGACCUUCAAGCCGAUUCCGACUCGAAAGCCGGACGUGACGUCUUAUUACAGAUUUUCUCACGGGUUCCCUUCGACCUUUUCAAGACGGCAGUGGAAUCCUCUGUGUUUGAGAUUGGCUCAGCACAGACGCGCUUUAAAUUCGCAAAAGACGUCAUUGAACUGCGAAAACGGGGAAUAGCAGCCCACGGAGGAGAAGAGACGGUGGUGCUGAGCAACUUUGGCGGAUCAGCCAUUCACAUAACUCGAAAGAUGCGCAAACGACCGUUGUGGAAGGUCAACUCGUAG
Mycena indigotica is the source of this 930-nucleotide messenger RNA. RefSeq names its product BTB domain-containing protein. The record is from RefSeq and is a predicted model, not a curated record. Lineage: Eukaryota; Fungi; Basidiomycota; Agaricomycetes; Agaricales; Mycenaceae. The coding region runs from base 1 to 930 and encodes 309 amino acids. Gene Ontology annotation, molecular function: protein binding. The transcript has 7 exons.